AUGGCAGGCAGUCAAGAGAAUUGCAGACAACACCGUGAAUGGCCGGCGGCGCGGGACAGAAAGUCCGUAAAUAACCGGGGGGGGGGGGGGGGGGGAGGGGGGGUCAGCUCUUGUACUAAUGGACGUACAGGGUUCAUGGCGGAGAUAGGUUUACUAGAAAACAACAACACCAAAGACAAAUACGAGAAAGCUGGUUUCGCUAAAUAUCGAACAUUUCGGCGGAAAAAGAACUCGCCCGAAAAGUACCCAGUACAACACAUCGAUAAAAGUAAUCAAUAUCCACUCCCCCAACCGUAG
Messenger RNA from Dicrocoelium dendriticum, 297 nucleotides. NCBI's taxonomy places the organism in Eukaryota, Metazoa, Platyhelminthes, Trematoda, Plagiorchiida, Dicrocoeliidae. The record is from the annotation of a GenBank genome assembly.